Molecule: messenger RNA, 4184 nt
Organism: Quercus lobata
Lineage: Eukaryota; Viridiplantae; Streptophyta; Magnoliopsida; Fagales; Fagaceae
Product: UDP-Glycosyltransferase superfamily protein
Exons: 14
Coding region: 239-3376 (1045 amino acids)
Molecular function (GO): glycosyltransferase activity
Source: RefSeq, a predicted model, not a curated record
AUAAUAAUAAAAAAAUAAAGAACUCGAACUCACAGAGUGAGUUCAAUUCUUUCAUUCACAUUUGGUUUGACAAACUUAAGCGAUUUUUCUCUCUCUCUCUUUCUAUCUUUCAAUGCCAACUCUCACUGUUCGCAUCUCAAAUUUUCUUUUCUAAUUCUCUUUUGAUUUUUCUGUCACUUUCUCGAGAAAAAAAAAAGAAAAGAAAAGAAAAGAAAAUAAAUUUUUUUUUUCUAUCUCUAUGGGACGAAGCUCGUCUCCGCCUGAGACUGACGACAGUGGAGGCGGAGGAGAAGGCGGCGGCGCAUUCCGCUCGAUCCGCGGUCCUUUCCCUCUGAAGCGGAACCGAGUCAAGUCCGACUUGGACGAUCGUCCGGUUCUUCACCGCAGUCGAUCUCACCCGACCCGAUUCAACCGCAAGAGUCUGCCCUGGCUGAAGGGGAAGAAGUCGGUGUUCUACUUCUUGGUGCUUCUUGCUGUGUUCCUCUACGCAAUGUCGUCGAUGGUGUUGCAGAGCUCGAUCACGGCGGUGUUCAGGCAAGGAAGCGAUCGGGGAGGCCGGGGGUCGAAUAGAGAAGGAUUGAGGAUCGGCAGCACGUUGAAGUUCUUGCCGCCUAGGGUUUCGAGAAGCGACGGUCUCGAUUCGCUGCGAUCGGAGCCGAGGAUUGGAGUUAGGGCACCGAGGCUCGCUCUUAUCUUAGGAAACAUGGAGAAAAAUCCACAGUCGUUGAUGUUGAUCACCGUGAUGAAGAAUUUACAGAAACUGGGUUAUGUGCUGAAGAUUUUUGCACUAGAAGAUGGAAAAUCACAUUCAAUGUGGGAGCAGAUGGGUGGCUGGAUUUCAAUUUUAGGUCCUGAGCAAUAUGACCAUAUAGAUUGGUUGAUUUUUGAAGGCAUCAUUGUUGAUUCCCUAGAAGCAAAAGAGGCCAUUUCAAGCCUUAUGCAGGAGCCUUUUUGUUCAGUACCGCUUGUAUGGAUAAUUCAAGAAGAUAUCCUUGCAAAUCGUCUUCUACAGUAUGAGGAAAUGGGUUGGAAGCAUCUUGUUUCUCACUGGAAAACUACUUUUAGUAGAGCUAAUGUCAUUGUGUUUCCAGAUUUCACUCUGCCGAUGUUAUAUAGUGUGCUUGAUACUGGAAACUUCUUUGUGGUUCCUGGAUCACCAGUAGAUGUGUGGGCUGCUGAAAGCUACAGUAAGACCCAGUCCAAAUACCAGUUAAGGAAGAACCGUGGAUUCAGUACAGAUGAUAUAUUGGUCCUAGUUGUUGGAAGUUCUAUCUUCUAUAAUGACCUAUCCUGGGACUAUGCUGUAGCGAUGCAUGCCAUUGGACCACUGCUAACAAAAUAUGCAAGGAGGAAAGAUGAAGGAGGCUCAUUUAAAUUUGUUUUUCUAUGUGGUAAUUCUACCGAUGGUUAUGAUGAUGCUUUACAGGAAGUUGCUGCACGCCUGGGACUUCUUGAUGGUUCUGUGAGGCGUUAUGGCUUGAAUAGUGAUGUAAGUAGUGUGUUAUUAAUGGCUGACAUUGUUCUCUACGGCUCUGACCAAGAUGUACAGGGUUUUCCUCCUUUGCUUAUCCGAGCAAUGACCUUUGGAAUCCCUGUUAUUGCACCUGAUUUUCCCAUCUUGAAAAAAUAUGUUGUUGAUGGAAUCCAUGGAAUUUUUUUCCCAAAACAUAACCCUGAUGCUUUGAUGAGGGCUUUCUCACUUCUGAUUUCAAAUGGAAAACUUUCCAAGUUUGCUCAAAAAGUUGCUUCCUCUGGAAGAUUGCUUGCUAAGAACAUACUGGCAUCAGAAUGCAUUACUGGAUAUGCGAGGCUACUGGAAAAUGUACUCAAUUUUUCAUCAGAUGCCAUGCUGCCAGGUUCUAUUUCUCAGCUUCAACAAGGGGCAUGGGAGUGGAAUCUGUUCAGGAAGGAAAUAGAAAUGAGAACUGUUGACAUGCAAAACGUUGAUGAGAAGGCUACUUUGCUGAGAAAGUACAGUGUUGUUUAUGCCCUUGAAGAAGAGUUUACCAAUUUUGUUUAUUCAACCAAUGGCUCUGAUAAUGGAACUGGGAUUCUGUCAGAAGAUAUGCUGACUAAACUAGAUUGGGAUGUUCUGAGGGUAUUAGAAAGUUCUGAAGAGGAUGAGAGGAUAGAAAUGGAGGAGCUUGAAGAUAGAACAGAGAGAAACCUUGGAGCAUGGGAUGAUCUUUAUCGUAAUGCUCGCAAAGCUGAAAAAGUUAAGUUUGAAGCAAACGAAAGGGAUGAGGGAGAGCUUGAGAGGACAGGCCAGAAUGUGUGCAUUUACGAGAUCUACAGUGGAGCUGGGUCCUGGCCAUUCUUGCACCAUGGUUCUUUGUACCGUGGUUUAAGUCUUACUUUAAGAGAACGGAGGUUGAGAUCAGAUGAUGUUAAUGCAGCUGGGCGGCUUCCCUUUUUGAAAGACUCUUACUAUCGGGAUAUUCUAUGUGAGAUUGGGGGAAUGUUCUCUAUUGCAAAUAAGGUGGAUGACAUUCAUCGAAGACCUUGGAUAGGGUUUCAAUCAUGGCGUGCUGCUGGUAGGAAGCAGGCUUCGUUGUCCUUAAAAGCUGAAAAAGUAUUGGAAGAAACAAUACGAGAGAACACUACAGGAGAUGUAAUAUACUUUUGGGCACGGGUGGACAAGGAUGGAGUCACAGGAAGCAAUGACGUGCUCACUUUUUGGUCCAUGUGUGACAUCUUAAAUGGAGGACACUGCAGGUCUGCUUUUGAAGAUGCAUUCCGCCGGAUGUAUGGAUUGCCAUUGCAUGUAGAAGCUCUUCCACCCAUGCCAGAAGACGGUGGUUACUGGUCUGCUCUGCACAGCUGGGUGAUGCCAACCCCUUCCUUUCUGGAGUUCAUAAUGUUUUCCCGGAUGUUUACCGAUUCUCUUGAUGCCUUGCACACCAACUCUGGUAAAAUUAAUACGUGCUUGUUGGGAUCCUCAGAGCUUGAGAAACAGCACUGUUAUUGUCGUGUAUUGGAACUCCUGGUCAAUGUUUGGGCUUAUCAUAGUGCUAGGAACAUGGUCUACAUGGAUCCACACACAGGUUCACUGGAAGAGCAGCACCCAGUUGAACAACGCAAGGGAUUCAUGUGGGCAAAAUACUUUAAUUUUACGUUGUUGAAGAGUAUGGAUGAAGAUUUAGCAGAGGCUGCAGAUGAUGGUGAUCAUCCCCGUGAGAUGUGGUUGUGGCCAUUAACAGGGGAAGUGCAUUGGCAAGGGAUUUAUGAAAGGGAGAGGGAGGAAAGAUAUAGGCUGAAGAUGGAUAAGAAGAGAAAAACAAGAGAGAAACUUCGUGAAAGGCAGAAGUACGGUUAUAGGCAGAAGACACUUGCAGUUAUUGAUCCAAAAAAAAGGCAGAAGACAAUUGCAGAAUAGGAAGCAUAUAGUCAGAACUAUUCAAUUCUAACUCUGGAACACUUUUGACUCCUAACACGGUUACUAAACCCAUUUUUCUCCAACAUGGGAAUUGGAAAAGGCACUUUCAGACUGAGGAGAAGCUUCGUUCAUUCUAACUGCAUCAGUAGUACAUAAAAAAUGAUUCUGUUAGUAUUUUCUCACUUUUACUCAAUAUACAUAAUACUCAAAUGAAGUGGAGGGUAGACACGUAGCUUCCAAGCAAUUGUGGCUCGCUAGCUUUCGAGGCCUUUUUACUCGGUCAUUUCUAGCAGCACAGAGGAUAUUGGGUUUUGAGAGGGGUACCCAACAUUCAUUGAUAUUCUUUUAUACAGUUGAAACCAUUCAAUUUAGCGAGUAUAAAGUUGUAUUCUUUCAUUACUGUAUAUUCAUUCAACAAGAGGAAUGGCAAUUUUGACGACAAAAAUGGCUGAUUUCAUGCUUGGAGCUGGUUCUGUUUUGAUUUCACUUUGUUUCUUCAGAAGUAUAGUUGCUUGCUAGAAUGGAUCCAGAUGUUUCUAGGAGCCACUAGGCACCAGUGACUCAGAAAAAUGGUCAUAACUUUUUAUUGGGGUGGUGGGUGUUAAAUACCUUGGUUCUACUUGUAAAGGAGAGCAGGAUAUUCUACUGAGUUAUAAGGCUUUUGGCUUCAUCAUUUGAGUUAUAGUUAACUAUUAUGAUAGGUUGAAGGAGGGGGGGGGGGGGGUGUGUUUUAAAUACAUUGGUUCUACUAGUAAAGGAGAGUAGGUUAUUCUACAGAGUUGAGGCUUUUGGCAUCAUUGAGUUAUUA